Molecule: messenger RNA, 2371 nt
Organism: Chara braunii
Lineage: Eukaryota; Viridiplantae; Streptophyta; Charophyceae; Charales; Characeae
Source: the annotation of a GenBank genome assembly
ACUGUUCUGAGACUGUUGGAGGGACCUGCAUUAAAGUGGGCCACUUCUACCUCCAGCAGUUUGCAGCAGUCCAUGGAGGACUGGGCUUUUGGGCUUGGGGUGGACAAACUUCUGCAGGCCCUGGAGGACCGCUUUGCCGAUAAGGAGCGGGCCCGCAAGGCUGCUGACAGGAUUGCUCGCCUGGGACAGCAACGGUACAGCGGUACCCUGCAGGCCUUGUUUGCUGAGUUCGAGCAGCUGACCUCCACCCCUGGGUUGGUCAUGUCUACUGAUGAUCUGCUGACCAACUUCUGGAGGGCCGCGCCUGAGAAGUUUGUUGUUGCAUUGUACAACGUUGGGCACAAGGACUGGAGGUCCUUUGGCCGUGCAACCCUGGACAUGGAGGCAAAGCUUCAUGUCCAGGCCCCAUCCUCUGACAGGAGGAAAGGUGUCUUCCCUAGAGGUCGCAGAAAGGGAAAGGCAGCCUUCACUCACGCGGAGUCUGCAUCAGUGCUGAGCAUCAGGGAGAAGGUCAAGGGUAUCCCUGUGACCUUCGACAGUGCUGGAGAAGUCAGACAUAGCCUGAACUUCUACAUCUUCCCUGAGCUGCCCUUUGACUUGGUGUUCUCUAUGCAGUGGCUGAAGGCAGUCAACCCAAGGAUCGACUGGCAGAUCCCAAAGGUUGAGCUACCUAAUAGCCAAGGCACCUUCCAGACAGAGAUGCACCGCAUCUUCAGGCCUUAUGUGGACAAGUUUAUGGUUGUCUACCUGGAUGAUAUCCUGGUAUUCAGCAAAACUGCCAGGGAACAUGCGGAGCACUUGGCUCUUGUUCUUCAGUCAUUACGUGACAGCCAGUACAAGAUCAACCGAGAGAAGUCCUCUUUCGGAGUUCCCUCUGUCAUCUAUCUGGGGCAUGUAAUCUCUGGAGAUGGCCUGGCUCCUGAAGCAGCCAAGAUUGCUGCCAUUCAGGAGUGGCCUCAUCCUCAGACAGUGAGGGAUGUUCGGUCCUUCAUGGGUCUGGCCUCAUACUACAGAAAGUUUGUCAGGAACUUUUCUGCAGUGGCUGCACCCCUGACUAACCUAACGAAGAAGGACACUCCCUUUCUUUGGUCCCUCCACUGUCAGUUGGCCUUCACACGACUCAAGAAGGCCUUGACUCGUGCACCUGUGCUAAAGUUACCUGACCCCACUUUGCCAUUUAUCCUGACCACGAAUGCCAGUCGGUAUGGCAUUGGGGCAGUUCUUCAGCAGGAUGAUGGGAAUGGUCUACGACCUGUAGAGUUCAUGAGUAAGAAGAUCAAGACUCAAAAGCUCCAGGACUCUACCUACGAGAAAGAGCUAUAUGCUCUUGUCUGUGCCCUGAAACACUAUAAACACUUUCUCAUGGGCAGGCACUUCAAGAUCUUUUCAGAUCACUCCACCUUAGAGUGGAUGAAGUCCCAGGGAGAGUUGAAUGAUAAGUUGGCACGGUAUAUUCAGUUCAUUGACAUGUUUGACUUUGAACUGAAACAUAAGAAGGGUUGCUACAACAAGGUAGCAGAUGCCCUCUCUCGUAAGCCUGACUCUUUUGCGCUGAUCUCCUCUACUUACUCCUUUGGAGAGGAGACCCGUCAGACCAUUGCUCGUCUACUGCCUCAGGACGAGACUUUCGGACCCAUUGUCAGGAAUCUGCAAGCAGAUCCUAACUCUGAACCAGGCUAUGCUCUGAGUUCAGGCUUGAUGUACACUUACAGUAGAGGCGAGGAGCGCUUGUGCAUUCCUAAGGACCCGCGGCUCAGGACACUACUGAUGUUAGAGUGUCAUGACGCCCGUGGACAUUUCGGGUUUCUGAAGUCUUAUGCAGCCCUGUCGCAACGAUUCUUCUGGAAGAAGAUGCAGAGUGAUAUGCUGCGCUAUGUGGACACCUGUGAGCUCUGCCAAAGGAAUAAGGUCCAACGUAGACCUCCUUUGGGACUGCUCAAACCCCUACCCAUAACUGAUGGCCCUGCCGAAUCUGUGGCGAUAGACUUCACAGAUUUAGGCAAGACCACCCCUCGUGGCAUGCGUCAGGUUAUGGUCUAUGUGAACAGGUUCUCCAAAUACGCAAAGUUCAUCCCCUUGCCAAAGGUAGCUAGGGUUCCGGCUGUGAGAGCAGCCUUUUCUGAGAGGUGGGUCACUCACCAUGGACCGCCCACUUCCAUUGUCAGUGAUAGAGACCCCAAAUUUUGCAGCGAUGAGUGGCAGUCCUGCUGUAAGGACUACUUGCACUCACGUUUGGACACGACUUCUGGUCAUCAUCCUGAAGCCAAUGGUCAGGCUGAAGUGAUGAACCAAGUCUUGUUCCAAUUGCUGCGUCCUGUCACCUCUCCAGAUCAAUAGGACUGGGAUCUUCACUUAGCGAGGGCACAACUCA